CUCAAACAACCCAUCUCCUUCUCCUUCUCCUCCUCCUCUUGUCUCUCUAUCCCUCAUUGUAUAUAUACACAACCUUCAUGUGUGUUCAGGAAAAACUUGGAUUACUGCAAAAUCUGCUAUCAUCUUCAUACAUUCUUUCAUUUUUCCUUCUCUUUAUGAACCAGUGACUCUGUUUUUUUAUUGUGAAUUGUGAAGAAAAUGAGAGGCGAAGAAAGCAGAGGAGCUUACUCUGAUAACAACUCCGACACAGAGAGCAUCGCAAGCGACAGGUCCACAUUCAGUGGUCAAUUAGGUGCUCCAAUCAGAAAACGUCCCUCCAAGAAAAGUGCCCGCUUCAACAUUCCUCCAGUCGAACCACCGAGAUCCUCCGUAAAUGGCGAAGCAGACGAUGGUUCAUCUUUUGUGGAAAUCACUCUCGAUAUCGGAGAAGACUCUGUGGCCGUUCACAGCGUUCAAGCUGCAGGGGGAGAAGGUCAUGAGGAUCCGGAACUGGCUUUGUUGGCUAAGAAGACGUUAGAGGGGAAGUCGGCGUCGUUUCGAUCGUUUCUGUUUCAUAGCACUUCCUCGCACAUCAAGCAAGUCUCUCAAGAGCUCAAACGGUUAACUUCCUUCUCGAGGAGACCGUCUGCUGCUAGACGGUUCGACCGGACCAAAUCUGCUGCAGCUCAUGCCUUGAAGGGGCUUAAGUUCAUCACUGCCAAGACUGGUGGCGGUGGAGGUGGAUGGCCCGCCGUGGAGAAGCGGUUUGAUGACCUCACCGCAUCUACUAGCGGGCUUCUUAGCUCUUCCUUGUUCGGUGAAUGCAUAGGGAUGAACAAGGAUUCCAAGGAGUUUUCAUUGGAACUGUUUGGCGCUCUUGCUCGGAGACAUAACAUCACCGGUGAUUCAAUCAACAAAGCUCAACUGAAAGAUUUCUGGGAUCAGAUUUCAAAUGAAAGCUUUGAUGCAAGGCUUCAAACUUUCUUUGACAUGGUGGACAAAGAUGCCGACGGAAGAAUCACAGAAGAAGAAGUCAGAGAGAUUAUCAGUCUCAGUGCUUCUGCAAACAAGCUUUCAAACAUUCAAAAGCAAGCAAAGGAGUAUGCAGCAAUGAUCAUGGAAGAACUCGAUCCUGACAAUGCCGGUUACAUCAUGAUAUACAACCUGGAAACUCUGUUAUUACAAGCUCCAAACCAAUCUGUGAGAAUGGGAGACAGCAAAGUUUUGAGCCAACUCUUGAGUCAAAAGCUGAAACCAACUCAAUUGAACAACCCAAUAAGCAGAUGGUAUGAGAAGAUCAAGUAUUUCUUAUUAGAUAACUGGCAGAGAGUCUGGAUUAUGAUGUUAUGGCUGGGAAUCCUUGCCGGCUUAUUCACAUACAAGUUCAUCCAAUACAAAAACAAAGAGGUGUUCGAAGUGAUGGGCUAUUGCGUUUGCGUCGCCAAAGGAGGAGCAGAGACUCUGAAAUUCAACAUGGCAAUUAUUCUUCUCCCAGUUUGCAGAAACACAAUUACUUGGCUUCGAAACAAGACUAAAUUAGGCAAGGCCGUGCCUUUCGAUGACAAUCUCAACUUUCAUAAGGUAAUUGCCAUUGGAAUAGCAGUUGGAGUAGGACUACAUGCUGGUGCUCAUCUAACAUGUGACUUCCCUCGGCUUCUUCACGCCACCGAAGAGGAAUACGAGCCUUUGGAAAAAUAUUUUGGGGAGGAACAGCCCCAGAAUUACUGGUGGUUUGUCAAGGGUGUGGAAGGGGUUACUGGAAUUAUAAUGGUGGUGUUAAUGGCCAUAGCGUUUACGCUAGCCACGCCUUGGUUCAGACGUAGCAGGCUCAACUUACCAAAAGCUCUAAAGAAGCUCACAGGGUUCAAUGCUUUCUGGUACUCUCACCAUCUUUUUGUCAUUGUCUACACCCUUCUCAUUGUUCAUGGCAUCUACCUCUACCUCACCAAAAUAUGGUACCAAAAAACAACAUGGAUGUACCUUGCGGUGCCGGUGCUUCUUUACGCCUGUGAAAGGUUGAUCAGAGCGUUCAGAUCAAGCAUCAAACCAGUCAAGAUUCUGAAGGUUGCUGUGUAUCCAGGCAAUGUGCUAGCUCUGCACAUGUCAAAGCCCCAUGGAUUCAAGUACAAGAGUGGCCAAUACAUGUUCGUCAAUUGCGCUGCUGUUUCUCCCUUCGAAUGGCAUCCAUUUUCAAUCACUUCAGCUCCCGGAGACGAUUACCUUAGUGUCCACAUUCGAACUCUAGGCGAUUGGACUCGGCAGCUCAAAACUGUCUUCUCCCAGGUAUGUCAGCCUCCUCCAGCUGGCAAGAGUGGAUUACUUAGAGCCGAUGGAAACAAUCCCAGCUUCCCAAAGAUUCUGAUCGACGGCCCAUUUGGAGCACCAGCACAAGACUACAAACAGUACGAUGUAGUACUUCUGGUCGGCCUCGGAAUCGGAGCGACGCCGAUGAUUAGUAUCGUCAAGGACAUCAUUAACAACAUGAAAACCCGAUCCGAAGACGACGAAGCAUUGGAGUCAGGGCUCGAGAGCGGCAGAUCAACCCCAAACAACAACACCACCAGAAACAAAUUCAAAACCACGAAAGCCUACUUUUACUGGGUAACGAGAGAGCAAGGAUCGUUCGAAUGGUUCAAAGGGAUAAUGAAUGAGGUGGCGGAGAUGGACGAGAAGGGCGUGAUUGAGCUUCACAAUUACUGCACCAGUGUGUACGAAGAAGGCGAUGCCAGAUCAGCCCUAAUUACUAUGCUCCAGUCCCUCCACCACGCGAAGAACGGAGUCGACGUUAUUUCGGGAACUCGCGUCAAAUCCCAUUUCGCAAAACCUAAUUGGCGACAAGUCUACAAGCGAAUCGCACUCCAACAUCCAGACGCACGAAUUGGAGUUUUCUAUUGUGGGGCACCAGCACCAAUUAAGGAGCUAAGGCAAUUAGCGUUGGACUUCUCUCACAGGACAACCACAAAGUUUGAUUUUCAUAAAGAGAAUUUUUAGAUUAAUUAAUUACUUGUCAAUAAUGUUAAUUAAGAAUAGUUUAUGAUAAGCUAUAGUAUAUUGCUAACCUUUUUUGUUAUUGGUUAGUGAUAAUGACGAAUAACGUCUCGUCAUUAAUUGUAUGAUUAAUAAUGUUUGAUGCAAUGAAAGUAUUGUAAUGUAAUUAUUCAAAUUUUAAUACAAAAGAAUUGUUUAUUGUGCAAGAGAAAUAGU
Molecule: messenger RNA, 3183 nt
Organism: Tripterygium wilfordii
Lineage: Eukaryota; Viridiplantae; Streptophyta; Magnoliopsida; Celastrales; Celastraceae
Product: respiratory burst oxidase homolog protein D-like
Exons: 10
Coding region: 199-2970 (923 amino acids)
Cellular component (GO): plasma membrane
Molecular function (GO): calcium ion binding; NAD(P)H oxidase H2O2-forming activity; peroxidase activity
Source: RefSeq, a predicted model, not a curated record